AUGACCACCAACCAGCUCGAGGCAGCGGAAGAGCACGCGAUCACGCGAUCGCGUCUAGCCAGUCCCGAGUCGCCCUUCCAGUUCCAGGAGUACAUCGCCCAUCUCGUCCGGGCCGACCCCCAUGCGGUCCACAGGAUCAUCAGCCUCCCCAGCCCUCUCGUCCCGCCCGAAGUCUGGAUCUACGAGCAGCUCCGCAGACUCGCUCUCGACUUGAGCCAUCCCCUCGUCUCCGCCCUCCAGGCCGAAUGCAACCGCGAUACUUGUCCAGAAAUGAAGGCUGGCGAAUGGCUCUAUCUCUGUGCGGCUCAUACGGCCGCCAACGAGAACGAAUGCUGUGCGAUCGAUUACGUCAUACACACCUUGGACGGGGCCACAGCGCUCCUUAACUCGGGCCGCUACUUCCCCAGUCGAUUACAGAUCCCCCCUGGAUCGGUCAAACAUUUCACCUCGAUCGCCAGGAGGUUGUACAGGAUCUUGGCCCAUGCUUGGUUCCAUCAUCGCGAACUAUUCGAGCAAUGUGAAAUGGAGACCAGUCUGUAUGCGAGGUUCAUGGCCUUAUCCGACGAGUUCGACUUGGUUGCUGAAGACCUAUUAGUAAUCCCACGCGUGAUCGAAGAGGAUAAUCAUCACGAUCGUGGCCAUCAACAACAUAAGCAAUACGACGAGCCCGUGGUGAGCGUCGGUGCCCGUCACUACCACCACCAGCCAACGACUUGGGAGGAGCAGGAGAACUCCAAGCUUCAUGAACUGUCCUCUGCUCUCCCUAUCGUCCACCACCUUCUCAGCCCCAUUGAUAACUCCGUCGUACUCGACCCUGCAGUCGAUAAACACAAAGGGGAAAGCUUUCAAUUAGAAGAGAUAUCCACAUGA
Molecule: messenger RNA, 870 nt
Organism: Puccinia triticina
Lineage: Eukaryota; Fungi; Basidiomycota; Pucciniomycetes; Pucciniales; Pucciniaceae
Exons: 5
Coding region: 1-870 (289 amino acids)
Cellular component (GO): cytoplasm
Source: RefSeq, a predicted model, not a curated record